Messenger RNA from Cyclopterus lumpus (lumpfish), 2277 nucleotides. It is a transcript of the gene gnl3l, whose product is annotated as guanine nucleotide binding protein-like 3 (nucleolar)-like. The record is from RefSeq and is a predicted model, not a curated record. Gene Ontology annotation, molecular function: GTP binding. Gene Ontology annotation, cellular component: nucleolus. NCBI's taxonomy places the organism in Eukaryota, Metazoa, Chordata, Actinopteri, Perciformes, Cyclopteridae. The transcript has 14 exons. The coding region runs from base 106 to 1818 and encodes 570 amino acids.
UUUGAAAUGUACCCGGAUGUUGUGGGUGUCAUCACCAUGCGCGCGUGUUCACCCUCUCGCCACACACGUGAACUGCGAUAGGAGGAAGGAGACGUCGGAGAAGCCAUGUCCAAAACUAAACAAAAACGAGCCAAACGUCUCGGCUUCCUCGAGAAGUUUAAGUCUAAAGACGGACAAAAAAAUGCCGCUGCUUCGGGGCAGACAUCACAUGCCCGACAACCAGAAGAAAUCCGGAAGCAAAGGCUUCAGGAACUCCAGGACAGGCAGAAAAUCUCCAGAGAACAAGAUCUGAUGAAGAGGAGGAAUUUGCAAAGCUUUCAGAAUGACAUUGUGCAGCGACAGAGGGCGUUCGAUCAGAAGGAGAUGGACAUGCAGAGCUUGGAGAAGAAUGUCAAUUUCGAAAAUGAGAAUUCGAGAAAGACAUAUUACAGAGAAUUUAAAAAGGUAGUGGAGGCCUCAGAUGUGAUUUUGGAGGUUUUGGAUGCACGUGACCCUCUUGGCUGCAGAUGUCCUCAGGUGGAGCAGGCAGUCAUUCAAAGUGGAAUGAACAAGAAGAUAGUUUUAGUGCUUAAUAAAAUUGAUUUGGUGUCAAAGGAAAUCGUGGAAAAGUGGAUUAAAUAUCUCCGUAAUGAGUUCCCCACAGUAGCUUUCAAAGCAUCUACUCAACAACAGAACAAGAACUUGAAACGCAGCAAUGUACCAGUGACGCAAGCCACCGCGGAGCUGCUCAGUACCAGUGCUUGUAUCGGCGCCGACUGCUUGAUGAAGCUUCUCGCCAACUACUGCCGCAACCUAGACAUAAAGACGGCGAUCACCGUCGGUGUUGUCGGAUUUCCUAACGUGGGAAAGAGUAGUUUGAUCAACAGUCUGAAGCGGGCGCGAGCGUGUAAUGUCGGCGCCACUCCCGGCGUCACCAAGUGCCUUCAACAGGUGCAUCUGGACAAACACAUCAAGCUUUUGGAUUGCCCCGGCAUCGUCAUGGCGACUUCAACGACUGACGCGGCAAUGAUUCUCCGCAACUGUGUGAAAAUCGAACAGCUCGUAGAUCCUCUGCCGCCCGUUGAGGCCAUCCUUCGACGCUGCAACAAGGCGCAGAUCAUGGAGCACUACGGGGUUUCAGACUUUCACACCGCUCUGGAGUUCUUGGCCAUGCUUGCUCGACGGCAAGGCAAACUGAGGAAGGGAGGACUGCCAGACUCAGACAAAGCUGCAAAGAGUGUGCUAAUGGAUUGGACAGGUGGAAGGAUCAGCUACUUCACACACCCUCCAGAGACACACACCCUUCCCACACACGUCAGCGCUGAGAUUGUCACAGAGAUGGGUAAAGCGUUUGACUGGGAUGAGCUGGAAAAAGGAAACCGGGAGGUUCUUGCAGAAUCCUCUUGUCCUGAUAUCCAAAUGGGAUUUUGCAUGGAAACCACUGGAAUGACAGAAGGUGGCCCGGUUGAACCACCGUCUGAACUGGAAGUGGUCGGGGGGUUCUUGGAAGAGCCGGAAUUUGAAGACAAAACUGAAUCUAUGGAGGAUGGCAAGGACCUAGAGUUUGGACCAAUGACAGUGGAGAUAAAAUCUCAGAGGUCAAAGACUAACUCGCGUGCAAAGGAUGCUGCAGCCAGGCCUCCAGAUUUGAAGGAUAUCUUUGAUGUAGAUCCUCUACAGCAGGGUCAGGCACUCCGGGCUGCCGGCAAGAAGAGGAAAAAGCAGCAAAAAAGAGCUGGUUUGUAUGAAUAUUGGUCUCAGCCAAAUGCUAUUUAUAAUGUUGUCUGUGGUGUGAUCAUGCUAGGACUUCUUGAAACACACUAUUACCCUAAUCUGUGAAAAAGUAAAGAAACAAAAUGACUCCACAGCCUCAUGUUAGUUUGGUUGUAAACGGGCCAACAAGGCUCAUUUUCUCUGUUCUCAUUGAAACAAACGGCAUUCAAGGCCACCCGAGAUUUAGAGGGAAUGUAAAACCCUGCAAGCCUUAGACGUGACGGAGACCUCUAUUCCUGUGUAAAAGGUUUUAUUGGUCUGUAGUUUAUUUAUUUCCACCUCCCAUGUAGCAGAAGAUCAGCAUGUAAUCCCACACACAUAAAGGCGAGCUUCUGUUAGGAGUAAUGCAUUUUCACUCUACCUUACACUAAUGUUUAAUCAUGCAAAAUUAAACUAAUAUUUGUUUUGGUUUUCUCUGCAGACAAAAUUGCCACCAAACUCUCCGACACCUUGACAGCUGCAAUGGACUUCUCAUUUUCAGAUGGCUGAUUUUUUUUAAAUAAAAAGAUUAAAUGAAAAACAUUA